AUGCACGGGCAACUAGUCCAGUCAAAUCAAGAGUCGGAAUUCACAGACCAACAACUCGGUGUGGUCGGUGAUACAGUGCUACGUUAUGUGCUGCUAAUGCUACCGACAGCUAGGCACUGGUCCUGGCACAAAUUUAGGCCAUUGCCGGGAAAAAAGCUUGGAUUUGGACAGCUCCCAAAGCAUGCAGUGCUGCUGGCCCUCAAGUGCUCCUGCACAGGUACAGCAUCGCUUGCACAAAGGAGGAUCUGCCUUUCCGCAUGGUUCUUCGAAGACCGCGCCGACACCGCCCUUUGCAAUUACUUCGACUCUCAUGCGAAAGUCCUUCGUCACCCUUUCAACGAGGAUCUUGCUCUGAAGCUACAGUUGCUCGGGAUCCUGAUGUCAACCUGUCGAGCAAGUGCCUUAGGCCACGCUUAUUGUGUCGCUUGCUCGAAGCUGUACAGGUCCUCGCACGACUGUUUGAUCAGGAAAUCAGCUGUUCAAUAG
Messenger RNA from Symbiodinium sp. CCMP2456, 486 nucleotides. The record is from the annotation of a GenBank genome assembly. Lineage: Eukaryota; Dinophyceae; Suessiales; Symbiodiniaceae.